AUGACAUCCCACUCCCACUCGCCCUCUCGCACGCUGCGAGGGAAGAAAACGGCCGCCAAUCCGCCCUCAUUGGCCAGCCCUGCCGCCCAUUCCAGCCCGACCACCUUCUUCCUGCGUAGCGAGAAGGAGAUGGAGAAGACCAUUCAACGCGGCCGCGCGCCCUCGAGAGACACGGACGAUGGCAUGCAGAAGACGCCUGUUGGUAGUCUGUUGGCGGACAGUUCCUUUGGUGUACAGAGCCUGGAGGACACCAUCGGCUCCACAUCCGCCACCCGAUCUGACAACAUCCUCUCCAGGACCAGCAGCAACGUCUCCGACCUGAGUGCUGACGCAGGCGCAGACGUGAAUAUGCUUGCCAGUAGGAAGAGAAAGGCAGGCAACCCGGUUCAUCCUAAAAUCAUGGCUACGGGACAGCGCAUCAUCUCCUCGGAACACUAUCACCAUCACGCCCCCUCAGUAUCGCCCAUGUCUCAUCGCUCCGCUGAGUCUCCCUUUGCACGCCGCGCAUCACCGUCGAGUUCGGUGAAUCUCAGCCAGCCCCUGACGCCGCUCAGGAUGAGCCCGAGGCCAGAGUCGGCCAUGCCCAGCACUCCUCGCACCGGCUCUCCAAAGUCGCUGCGUCUAAGUGAUGAGGAGCAGAGCAUCGCCAGCGAGACCGGAAGCCAAGCCAUCCAGUCCUCGUGUGGGGGUGAGGAGCUCGAUGACGCCGAGCACGUGGGAAAGGAAGAUGCUAUGCCUCAGCUUGUUAUGCCUUCCAUCUCCAUGCCCAUGCGUCGCCCCUUCACGGAGAGGGGGAGGCAAAUGGGCCGGUUGAAGAUCAUGGUAGUUGGGCCUCAGGGAGUGGGCAAGACGAGUUUGAUUCGAAGUAUCUGCCGCCUCAGCGAGGAUGUCGCACACCUGGACUCCAUGUCUGGCAGUGGCUCAAGCUUGGAUGUGAGUGACGGCCAGACGCAGCCGACGGAGCAAAUCGUGGCCAUUGGAGCAUCUACUCGCCCUUAUCCGGCGUGGUGGACCGACUUUGAGAGCAGGCGCAUGCCCCCCCGCCGUAAGAGUAUGGGCGAUGGCGUGCUCGAGCGCAACCUGACCUUCAUCGACACUCCCGGCUUUGACGGUGAUCGUAACGUUCAAGAAGUGCGCCACUACUUCGCCGAUGCUCUAGCGCGCAUGGGCCACAUGGAGAGAUUGCAUGACACCGAGCUCGUUGGCAUGUUGAGUGGCGAAGGUGGAUUGCAGGUUGAUGUCGUCCUCUUCCUGUUUGAUCCGUCUCCCGCUGAAACGCUGGACACCGCCCAAGUCGAGCUGCUGAAGCAUCUAUGCAAAUGGACGAAUGUCAUCCCGCUCAUCGGUCAUGCCGAUACUGUCGAAACCGACGACCUCGGCGCAAGAAAGGAGCAGCUCUCGAGCGACGCGAAAAGAUCACACAUCCAUCCGACUGACGAAUCAGCCGCCGCAUCAGACGUACCGCUGGAACCGUACGCCAUCUCUUCCGCUUUGGGAGACGAUCCUGAGACCAUCGAUGCCAGCAUUUUGAUGUCGUCAGGCUAUCUCCAGCCCUUCCUGCCGAGCGAGCUUAGCGUCCUCGUCUCAAAAUUGCUGGAACCCGACAACAUGGCGCGCUGGCGGCACCUUUCGGCCACCAAAUUCCUCCUCUGGCGACAGGAACAUCUGGCCUCCCCUCUGGACUUACACAAGCAGACUCUCCUCCAAUCCUCUCACUUCGAGCCCGGAAGCCCAGCCAUUACCAGCACCGGCAGCAUCGUCGACGAGCCGAGCAAAGUGCUCGUUCCCUACGGGUCUUCGAGCUACUUCCGCUCCGCCUCUCCAUCUGCCUCGGAAGGAUCCGCGCCAUUCCCCACCAGCAACGACAACAUCACCGCAACCUCCGCCCAAGCACUGGCACGCUACAACGACCAAACCAACAAACCCUCGGAGCCGCCCUUCCGUCAAGUCCGCCUCGCGAAAUGGGCCCAGGACCUUCAACGCAGCCUGGAAAACGAACGCAAGCGCUACGCCCAGAUCUUCUCCUCCUCCAUCUCCCCUGCCCUAACGGGCCACCACAGCAGCACCACAGCAUAUUCCUCCGACUCCGAGAAAGCCAUCAUCUCCUCCUCCGGCAACGGCAACACCAGCCUCACCUCCCGUCCACCCAAGGGCCGUCUCGGCGGCGACCUAGGCAUCAUCGACCCCAGUGACCCCCUCGGCGUGCUCGCAUUCGCACAAGCCUUCAAACGCCGCGGCUGGUUCGCGCUGCAGAUUGCAGGCACGUGCGGCGCGCUCGGCGCCGCCAUGUGGUGGAUGGCGAGGAAUUGGGCCGAGCUGCAGGAAUGGCUGGGCUUGUCGGGUUGGCAGGGCGUCGGUAUCAACGGGCAGCCGCCGGCGGCGGGCAUCACGAUGUUUGCUGUGCCUCCUCCUGCUGCUUCUACUUUGACUUCUGCCGGAUCUGGUACCGUGGGGCGGAGCUGGUUGGAUGCGGGCGAUUGGAGGAAUAUGUUGGGCAUGGCGAGGUAG
This is a messenger RNA of Neohortaea acidophila, 2508 nucleotides long. RefSeq lists its product as uncharacterized. The coding region runs from base 1 to 2508 and encodes 835 amino acids. The record is from RefSeq and is a predicted model, not a curated record. Gene Ontology annotation, cellular component: septin ring; microtubule cytoskeleton; cell division site. Gene Ontology annotation, molecular function: GTPase activity; GTP binding; molecular adaptor activity. The transcript is spliced from 2 exons. Lineage: Eukaryota; Fungi; Ascomycota; Dothideomycetes; Mycosphaerellales; Teratosphaeriaceae. Gene Ontology annotation, biological process: cytoskeleton-dependent cytokinesis.